Rotaria sp. Silwood1 is the source of this 1008-nucleotide messenger RNA. The record is from the annotation of a GenBank genome assembly. Lineage: Eukaryota; Metazoa; Rotifera; Eurotatoria; Philodinida; Philodinidae.
AUGGCUAAAUUUGAAUCACCUACGAUUGUUGAGAGAAAAUUGAAGGUCGAAUUUGGUAAGAACGCACCAAAAAAAGAUUGCAUUAUAGCAACAUUUCAACGCUUUUGUGAAACCGGUUCUGUCGAAGAUCGAGAACGUUCAGGAAGACCUUCAACAAUUACAGAAGAUAUGGUCGAAGAAGUUCGGGAUGCCAUCGAUGAUGAACCACAGUCGAGUGUUCGCACGAUUGCAACAGAUUGUUCCAUACCAAAAACAACAACACAUCGAAUCAUGACUGAAUACCUGUUACUCAAGCCUUAUAAAGCACAAUUUGUUCAACAACUCUUCGAAGAAGACCUGCAGGAUAGAGUUGAAAUGUGUAAAAUUUUGAUUCCGAUGUUACAAGAUAAUGCAAUUCAAGGAAAUAUUUUUUUUUCGGAUGAAGCUGUUUUCUAUUUACAUGGUUUAGUUAACAAACAUAACAUUAGAUAUUGGUCAGAAAGUAAUCCAAAUGUUACAAUUGAAACGGUUAUGAAGUCGCCAAAGAUAAAUGUUUGGUGCGCGAUGUCGAAAUAUCGAUUAAUCGGACCAUUUUACUUUCAAGAAGAUACUGUUCAUGGAAAGGAUUAUUUGUCAAUGCUUCAAGAUUUUUUUCUUCCCGAAAUUAAAAGGCUUCGUAAGGUUCGAUCUGUUAUAUUUCAGCAAGAUGGAGCUCCUGCUCAUUUCUCUGCCGAUGUGCGACAUUAUCUCAAUGAUCAAUUUCCUGACCGGUGGAUUGGAAGAGGUGGUUCAAUUCGGUGGGCUCCACGCUCACCAGAUUUAACACCUCUUGAUUUUUAUCUUUGGGGCCAUCUAAAGAACAAUGUUUACCAAUCUCCAAUUAAAGAUUUGGAUGAAUUGAAAACAAGAAUUCAUAAUGAAAUUAAAUCAAUUUCAAAAACAACUUUGAGUAACGUUUUUUCAAAUAUUAUAAAAAGGAUGGAGUUAUGUAUUUCAGUUGAUGGAGAUCAUUUCGAACAUUUGUUGUAA